Messenger RNA from Knipowitschia caucasica, 315 nucleotides. Lineage: Eukaryota; Metazoa; Chordata; Actinopteri; Gobiiformes; Gobiidae. The record is from the annotation of a GenBank genome assembly.
AUGCGCCGGUUUGGGCCCAUGAUCCACUCAAAGCGCGAGAAUCAAGCUACACCCGAGAUUAGAGAUGACACCGGAGGCUCGAGGGGGUGGUGCUCUGUACAGACUCGCACACACCUCACCUCAGCUGUGAUUCUGUCAGUUCUGUUUGCACUCCUUAACGAGACCCCCACCCUCCCUCCACCCCCUGGCUUUCUCCUCCCAGGAUCAGUGCACUCGUCCUGGGUUAGUCCGCCGAGCCGAGUCCCUGGUGUGGAUCUCUGCUCGGCCCCUCUCAGCUCUUGGAAAAAUAAUGAGGAGGUUGAAGUUGUUGUUUGA